AUGUCAUAUCCGGCCCCUCCAGGUCUCAAUACCUCCCAACCUCCAGCUUCACUGCCUGCGCGGCCGCCGCCGUCUGCAGUCGGCCCCGCGCAAGCCUUCAAACCACCAUCGAGCGCCGCCUCUGCGAAGCCGGCUUUCACAGCCUUUGCUCCAAGGUCGGUAGCGAACUCAUAUCGCACGAGCAGUCCAGCGCAUUACGCUGCAGCGCCGGUCACUACCUACAGCCCUGCUGCACAGUAUCAGCAACCCACGUCACUUCCUCAAUAUGACGCCUCCUACUCGAGCGCUCCUCAGAUCCGCAACCCUUUCGUGCCGACCCCAGACGCAUCCUCCUCGGCGAAUCCAUAUCCAGGCUACGACGCCGACUAUGAAGCACAAGUUCAGCAGUGGCAAAGCGCAUACAUGACCAGAGAUGUUAAUAACACGUCCACGCCAAAACCAACAGGAGUAGCCGCCGCAACCACUACCCAAAACACGAGCACGUCCCAGAAGGAGUCCACAACUCAACAUAAGGAUGAUGCCGCUAAAACGGUCCAUCGCUCGGGCGGUGGUACCAAUUGGACUGAUCCGACCCUCUUGGAGUGGGACCCGGCACACUUCCGCAUCUUCGUCGGCAAUCUCGCAGGCGAAGUGACAGAUGACUCCCUCCUCAAAGCCUUCGCACAAUACCCCUCGGUCCAAAAAGCCCGUGUGAUCCGAGACAAACGCACCACCAAAUCCAAGGGGUAUGGAUUUGUAAGUUUCGCCGAUGGAGAUGAUUACUUCCGUGCUGCAAGAGACAUGAACGGAAAGUACGUGGGCAGCCAUCCGAUUGUGGUGAAAAAGGCGGUAACAGACGUGCGACCUACAACCGCGAAGCAAUCAGGACACAAGGGCAAAGGUGGCGCUGGUGGCCAUGGAAAGGUAGAGCACGGUGGGGUGCAUAAGAAACAGCCCAAGACGAAGGGUGGAUUAAAGGUUCUUGGAUGA
Molecule: messenger RNA, 969 nt
Organism: Fonsecaea multimorphosa CBS 102226
Lineage: Eukaryota; Fungi; Ascomycota; Eurotiomycetes; Chaetothyriales; Herpotrichiellaceae
Exons: 1
Coding region: 1-969 (322 amino acids)
Molecular function (GO): mRNA binding
Source: RefSeq, a predicted model, not a curated record